UUUCAUAACAUAGUGCCUGCUGCGCCAAAACUCAAAAUUUUGUUUAUUUUUUAUAUUUAUGACGAAUCCUGGUACCUAUCAAUUCAAUUUUAACACAAAAACUUAGGCCAUAUCUUCCAGUGGACUCAAUAUGGAAGAAUCCAAGCCGCCCAAGGGGUUUGCCGCCCGCGAAUGUUGCAAGUUCCACUGGAAGGGAAAGCUAACCGUGAUCAUACCGAUCGUUACAUCUCCGAUCCUUGUGCUGGGAAUUCGGGACGACAGGAGUGAGCUCAAAUGCUUGUACCUGAUUGCUACCAUGGCUCUCCUGUGGAUCACUGAGGCCAUUCCCAUCUAUGUUACUUCAUUGCUACCUGUUCCAUACCUCCCCAUGUUUGGUCUUGUUCCCCCUGAAGUGGUGUGCGCCAAGUACUUCUCCGACACAGUUGUCAUGUUUCUAGGUGGUCUAAUUGUGGCCCUGGCAAUCGAGUAUUGUAACCUUCAUAGUCGCAUCGCCCUGCGAGUAAUUCGAAUUGUAGGCGGAAGUCCGAGGCGCUUGCUGGCGGGUAUUUUGCUAGUCACUGUUUUUGCAGGCCUGUGGAUUUCAAACUCGGCAGGCACGGCCAUGAUGUGUCCCAUAGUCAAGGCCGUAAUGAAUGAAAUGGACGUGAAUGAUGUAUUUCCGGUUUAUAUGACACAGGAGGAAGAACCCAUGCCGGAGGGCGAGGGUCCACAUCUAAGCAGCUUGGCAAUGAUCUUCUAUAUAGGUGUAGCCUAUUGUUCGGCGAUUGGCGGUGUUGGAACUCUGAUUGGCACUGGCACGAAUCUUGUUUUUAGAGGCAUUUACAAUCAGCGCUUUCCCCAAGCCGACGUCGAGAUCACAUUUACCAACUUUAUGCUAUACUCGCUUCCCUUAGUGUGCAUCGUAAAUGCUGUACUUGUCUACUUUAGCUUUCUGAUCACACAUAUGGGUCUGUUUCGACCCAAUAGCAAAACGGGACAGGCCGUAAAGAAAGCCAAUGAGAACAGGAAAUUAGUGGAAGAGGUCAUGCGGCAGCGUCAUGUAGCUUUGGGACCCAUGUCCUGUCACGAGAUCCAGGUAGCCAUUAUAUUCGUUGUGAUGAUCGUUCUUCUCAUUACCCGCAGGCCCGGGUUCUUUCAAGGUUGGGAUACGUUAGUCAAUGCAAAGCAAGUGAGGGGCUCCGCAGCAGUAAUUUUAAUUAUACUGCUGCUUUUUGCCUUACCCACUCAAUAUGUGUUCUUUAAGUACUGUUGUGGCAAAGCACCAUUUCCAGCCCAGCGGUUAGAUUCCUUACUUGCUUGGCGAUUCGUACAUGAAAAUGUACCUUGGGGUCUCUGCUUUUUAUUGGGUGGAGGAUUCGCAUUGGCUGAGGCAAGUCAGAAGUCUGGGGUGAAUAAAAUGGUAGCCGAGUCGUUGAAAGUUUUUAGCCCACUGCCGGCGUUUGCAAUACAGAUGAUCAUGAUAGUUUUAGCCAUGUCGUUCUCCGCUGUUAACUCGAAUGUGGUCGUUGCGAACAUUUUAGUACCGAUCUUAUGUGAAAUGGCUAUCGUGGUAAGAAUCCAUCCUUUAUACCUCACACUGCCCUGUACCGUGGCCAUCAGUAUGUGUUACUUUUUGCCAGUGAGCACACCCCCCAAUGCCAUGGUUACUCAAUAUGCAAAUAUCAAGACCAAGUAUCUGGCCUUGUCGGGUAUAGUGCCCAGCAUUAUUGGAUAUGCUAUAAUCAUACUUAACUCAAACACAUAUGGGAAGUUAAUCUUUAAGGACCUCACGGAAUAUCCAGCAUGGGCUGAUGCAUCAUAUAAUACGAGUAAUUCGGGCUGAGAUUUGUUGUGGCUCACUCUGAUGUUAUCUUGGAGUCCUGCUGACUAAGGGGAGUUAUUAUAUGACCACCAAAUCAUUAAAUAUUUAUUUUGAAAACUGAAGUGUCGUGUGACAAGUGACGAAAAGAAAUUGAAUAAAUGUAACACUUUUUGUUUUCCAUAUAUCGUU
This is a messenger RNA of Drosophila serrata, 1990 nucleotides long. It is a transcript of the gene Indy-2, whose product is annotated as I'm not dead yet 2. Gene Ontology annotation, biological process: succinate transport; citrate transport; transmembrane transport. Gene Ontology annotation, cellular component: plasma membrane. Gene Ontology annotation, molecular function: citrate transmembrane transporter activity; succinate transmembrane transporter activity. NCBI's taxonomy places the organism in Eukaryota, Metazoa, Arthropoda, Insecta, Diptera, Drosophilidae. The record is from RefSeq and is a predicted model, not a curated record.